UUUAUUUAUUGGACGAAAGAAUAUCUCUUUAAUAAUAACACAAAUUGAUUAGAUUUUAAGACGAUUACACGAACUUCACACAGAAUUUGUGAUUAGUGAAAUAAAAUGUUUCAAGUAAUUCAAAAUCUGCCAACGAGAAUAGCUAGUGGAAAGUUCAAAGUUCUAACAUCAUCUGUUCCAGUGGCUAAUCAAUUCAACAGCACUGCAACGUGUAGUAUCAGCAUUAAUAAUUGUGCUAAGCGUUUGUCCAGUCAGAGUUCAACAUCGGGAAAUAUGAAACGUUUUCAAGGGAAAGUCGCUAUUGUUACAGCUUCAACGGACGGCAUUGGAUUUGCUAUCGCAAAGCGAUUGGCCGAAGAUGGAGCUAAUGUAGUUAUCAGCAGCCGCAAGGAGAAAAAUGUAGCCAACGCAGUAGAAAAAUUACGUAAACUUAAUCUAAACGUUAUGGGAUUGAAGUGUCACGUGGCUGAGGCAAGUGAUCGUAAACAACUAUUUGAAGAAACUAUGCGCAAAUAUGGUAAACUCAAUAUUUUGGUAUCGAACGCAGCAGCAAAUCCAGCUGUAGGUCCUGUAUUGGAUUGUGAAGAAAAUGUUUGGGAUAAAAUAUUCGAUAUAAACGUUAAGUCAUCAUAUCUUCUGGCAAAAGAGGCGCUGCCAUAUUUGCGAAAGGAAAAGGGUUCAAGUAUUGUAUUUGUCUCAUCCAUAGCUGGCUAUGAUGCUUUCGAGCUUCUUGGUGCAUAUUCUGUGAGUAAAACUGCUCUAAUUGGUCUUACAAAAGCAGCAUCAAAGGAUUUAGCUCCAGAAGGAAUACGAGUAAAUUGUUUGGCACCUGGUAUUAUCAAAACUAAGUUUUCACAGGCGCUGCAUGAAGAGGAGUCGGCAAAUGAAGCAGCGCUUGCAAGAAUACCAAUGCGUCGUUUGGGUAUGCCAGAUGAAAUGGCAGGAAUUGUUGCUUUUUUGGUGUCUGAUGAUGCUAGUUACAUUACAGGCGAAUCUAUUGUAGCAUCCGGAGGUAUGACAGCACGACUUUAAUUUUGUUGCUAAAAUUAUUAAAGUGAUAUUAAAUAUAUAACUAAAAAAAUUUGUGUAUAA
Teleopsis dalmanni is the source of this 1092-nucleotide messenger RNA. RefSeq names its product dehydrogenase/reductase SDR family member 4 (gene Dhrs4). The record is from RefSeq and is a predicted model, not a curated record. Gene Ontology annotation, molecular function: carbonyl reductase (NADPH) activity. The transcript has 4 exons. NCBI's taxonomy places the organism in Eukaryota, Metazoa, Arthropoda, Insecta, Diptera, Diopsidae. Bases 106 to 1032 code for a protein of 308 amino acids.